AUGGCGUCGCGUGCCUCUCCGAUAAAGCUCGACGAGCUACCGGACGAGAUACUGCUGCGCGUCCUGUCCUUCCUGGAGCCCUAUGACUUUCCCGGACUGCAGCUCGUCUGUCGAAAGCUGCAGAAGAUCUCGCUCGACAACAACCACUGGAGGUCGAGGACCUUUGACCACUCGCCGUUCCUAGAGUCCAUUCAGCGACGCCGCCGUCUUUCCCGCACCUUCGACGACGACGUUAUUGACGAACCCCUCCUGAGUGCCGCCGUACAUCUGAGCCAGGAAAACGGUGGUACAGAACCACCCCCUCACUUCUACGAUGAGGAGACCGGGGAGCAGCGCAAGAUGCAGAGGUAUAGAGACAUGGCGAACUGGGAUCCCUCGUUCCCGACCGAGCCGGUUUUCUGGUAUAACGAAUACAUACAACGGUACGCGCCGGUGGUGACGAGUUGGUUGCAGCAACCGAGGAUCCGGGACGGAAACGAAGAGGAUACGCUGGACGUCCGGGGCAUGGCGCUUUACAGUCCGAAUCAAGGAAGCAACGAGUUGCUGGCUGUGUCCCCGCUGGACGAUGGAUCCAUGUGUCUCUGGGACGUGAAGGGGAGUCGCGGGCGCAAGGGGGCAAUGGUGGCGAAGAGCGGUGAUGGCGUGCUCUAUCUGGACGGACCUCAGACCAUGGGGAGAUCGCGUAAGAUCGACACCGGCGUGACGGAGAGCAUCACCGUGGACAACUUUUCCGGCAAGGCGUUCGUCGCUGUCCAAGGACACCUUCGCGAGGUGGAUCUCAACAGGUUAGACGUCGUCUCCGAGCAAUCGUUCGAAUGGUCCAUUACAGCCCUCUCUGGGGCCGCCCCCGGCUUGCCGUUGACCGUAGGAACGUCACUGGGUAUUCACCUCUUCGACUACAGAGCGCGGGUGAGGACGCCGAGAGACAUCAUCGAGAAAAUAGACGUUCUGGCCGUUGAUCCCGCAAACGGGGUUACCAGGACGAGCGACUACUUCGAGUCGGAUCCGUUGCCGCCGUACGCGCCUCUGUCGCAGCCUACACCUCUGAGCAUCUUGCAUCUGCCCAAUGCGAAUGACGAGUACUCUUUCGCCGACGAUAUUUACGUAGCAGGGCGCUUCUCCAAUAUUCUCCAUUACGACCGACGCAAAUUCCCUUCGAUUAUGGGGUCCAUCCAUUCAGGCGCUCGGUUGUCGAGUCUCGCGUCUUUGCCGUACCCGUUCUCAACAAUGGACAGCGAAAUACGCCGGAAGGGGGAUUUGUCGGUGGAGCAAGUGAUGGACUCGAAGCAGAAGGAAGGAGGUCGGACACUGAUCGCGGCGGGCGAGUACAACACCAAGGGGUCGUUGGAACUUUACGGCUUGCGUCCACCUCAGGGCGAUUCAUCGGCGGCUCUGAUGCAGAACUCAACAAUGAAGAACCGGCAGACGUCGUCGCAGUCUAAAAUCCUGUCGGUGACUAACCAAGGCACCCGAAUCGUAUUCUCGGAUGGUUCGGGUUUGUUGAAGUGGUUCGAACGCGACGGUUUCACCGAGGUACGGCGCCACAAGAUCGGCCACAGCGAGGUCGCUGAAAGGCCAUCUCUGUUUGCUUCAAUGCCAGGCUCAGAUGAUCUCGCCCGGAAGAUUCUGUCGACGCAGACGCGCACCGGAGUGGACAACGUAAAUGAUGACGAUAUCUUGUUCUGGACCGGCGAGAAAUUAGGCCUCGUCAGCUUCUCGAGUAAGCCAGGGUCCCAGGCAGAUGAUUUUGAGGAAGAUAGGCAGCUAUCGGAGGAGGAAGCGAGGGUUGACGAGGCAGAGAAGGCAUACAGUGAGAGGAUGAGGUUGGCUCUCGAGCGCCAAGCUAAUGACGUCCACUUCGGUAUCUCACGACGUCCCAAGGACAAGUCCGCGAGGACAGGCCCUGCCGGCCCGUCCGGAGCGGCGGGCGGCGGCGGCAAGCCCAAGAAGGCCACCUACGAGGUCACCAAGAAGAAAGAGAUUGGCGUUUCGGAUCUUACGUUACUCAGUAAGGUGUCCAACGAAGCCAUUAACGACAAUCUCAAGAAGCGAUUCGAGGGCGCCGAGAUCUAUACCUACAUUGGCCAUGUGCUGGUGUCCGUCAACCCCUUCCGGGACCUGGGCAUCUACACCGACCAGGUCCUCGACAGUUACAAGGGCAAGAAUCGUCUCGAGAUGCCCCCGCACGUGUUCGCUAUUGCCGAAUCCGCGUACUACAACAUGAAGGCCUACAACGAUAACCAGUGUGUCAUCAUCUCCGGAGAGUCGGGUGCUGGCAAGACCGAGGCGGCCAAGCGUAUUAUGCAGUACAUCGCCAACGUGUCGGGAGGAGACUCGGGCGACAUCGGACAGAUCAAGGACAUGGUGCUGGCUACCAAUCCUUUGCUGGAAUCCUUCGGAAACGCAAAGACGCUGAGGAACAACAACUCAUCGCGCUUCGGCAAGUACCUGCAGAUUCACUUUAAUGCGCAGGGCGAGCCCGUCGGUGCCGACAUCACCAACUACCUCCUCGAAAAGUCCCGAGUCGUCGGCCAGAUCACCAACGAGCGAAACUUCCACAUCUUCUACCAGUUCACCAAGGGCGCAUCUCAAACCUACCGACAGCAAUUCGGCAUCCAAACACCCGAGACGUACGUUUACACUAGCAGGUCGAAGUGUCUCGAGGUCGACGGUAUCGACGAUUUGGCCGAGUACAACGACACGCUGCAGGCUAUGAAGGUUAUUGGCCUCAGCCAAGCCGAGCAGGACGAGAUCUUCCGUAUGCUGUCUGCGAUCUUGUGGGCAGGCAACAUCCAGUUCCACGAGGGUCAGGAUGGAUACGCCGCCGUUAGCGACCAGUCCGUAGUUGACUUCCUGGCCUACCUUUUGGAGGUGACCCCGGACCAGUUGAUCAAGGCCAUCACCAUCCGUAUCCUCACCCCUCGAAACGGAGAAGUCAUCGAGUCCCCCACGAACGUCGCUCAGGCUAUUGCGACCCGGGAUGCUCUCUCCAAGGCCAUCUACAGCAACCUCUUCGACUGGAUCGUCGAGCGCGUCAACAAGUCCCUGAAAGCGAAGCAGGCGACGAACAACAACAUCGGUAUUCUCGAUAUCUACGGUUUCGAGAUCUUCGACAAGAACAGCUUCGAGCAGCUUUGCAUCAACUACGUCAAUGAGAAGCUGCAGCAGAUCUUCAUUCAGCUGACGCUCAAGGCCGAACAAGACGAAUACGCACGCGAACAGAUUCAGUGGACACCUAUUAAGUACUUCGACAACAAGAUCGUGUGCGACUUGAUUGAGUCGGUUCGGCCUCCUGGUGUUUUAUCCGCCAUGAAGGAUGCCACCAAGACGGCCCACGCAGACCCCGCCGCUUCUGACCGCACUUUCAUGCAGAGCAUCAGUGGCAUGUCGAACCCUCAUUUGACACCACGCCAAGGCAACUUCAUCAUCAAGCACUAUGCUGGUGAUGUGUCUUACACAGUUGAUGGAAUUACGGACAAGAACAAGGACUUGCUCUUGAAGGGUCUCCUUAACCUCUUCCAGGGCAGCGGCAACCGUUUCGUCCACACUUUGUUCCCGAACCAGGUCGAUCAGGAUAACCGCAAACAACCGCCCACCGCCGGUGAUCGUAUCAGAGCUUCCGCCAACGCCCUCGUCGAGACUUUGAUGAAGUGCCAGCCAUCGUACAUCCGAACGAUCAAGCCCAACGAGAACAAGUCGGCUUCUGAGUACAAUGUCCCCAACGUUCUGCAUCAGAUCAAGUACCUCGGUCUCCAAGAAAACGUUCGUAUUCGUCGAGCCGGCUUCGCCUACAGACAGACAUUCGAGAAGUUUGUGGAUCGCUUCUUCCUGCUUUCGCCCGCUACGUCGUAUGCAGGCGAGUACACUUGGUCGGGAUCAUAUCAGGAGGCAACCAAGCAGAUUCUCAAGGACACCAGUAUACCCAAGGAGGAGUGGCAAAUGGGUACCACCAAGGCCUUCAUCAAGUCGCCUGAGACUCUGUUUGCGCUCGAGCACAUGAGAGACCGAUACUGGCACAACAUGGCCACUCGUAUCCAGCGCAUGUGGCGAGCUUACCUGGCCUACCGCGCGGAGUCUGCUACUCGCAUCCAACGGUUCUGGCGUAAGAAGAGAACCGGAGCCGAGUUCCUGCAGCUUCGUGACCAGGGCCACAGAGUCCUCCAGAACCGCAAAGAGAGACGCAGAUACAGUCUGCUUGGAUCUCGCAGAUUCCUGGGAGACUACCUUGGUAUCAACGCAUCUGCCGGACCUGGUUCUCAAAUCAGAAACGCAAUCGGUAUCGGAGGCAAUGAGAAUGCUAUAUUCUCUUGCCGUGGUGAGAUUCUGGAGGCCAAGUUUGGCAGAUCCAGCAAGCCCAGCCCCAGAAUCCUUGUCGUCACCAACAGCAAAUUCUACAUUGUUGCCCAAAUGCUGGUCAAUGGUCAGCCUCAGAUAUCCGUUGAGAGAUCGAUGCCUUUGGGCGCGAUCAAGUUCAUUGGAGCAUCGACCGCCCGAGAUGAUUGGUUCUCCCUGGGUGUGGGAUCACCGCAGGAGGCUGAUCCUUUGCUGAACUGUGUGCUGAAGACUGAACUGUUCACGCAGAUGCAGCGCGUUAUGCCUGGUGGCUUUAAUCUCAAGAUUGGCGAAGUGAUUGAGUAUGCAAAGAAGCCCGGCAAGAUGCAGACUGUGAAGGUCCUCAAAGACUCGCAGCAGCCUGUCGACUUCUACAAGAGUGGAGCUGUACACACCCAACCUGGCGAGCCUCCCUCAUCUGUUUCCAAACCGACACCAAAGGGCAAGCCAGUUCCACCGAAACCCAUCACUCGUGGUAAGCUCAUCAAGCCGGGUGGUCCCAACGGCAGGCCAUCUCGUAUCACAAACAGCCGGCCCCAGCCACGCCCAGGUGCCUCGUCUGCAAAGACCGGACCUUCGAUUACUCCUCAACCGCCCGCUGCCGUCAGCUCAGCGAAGACGGGACCUUUCGGACGUCAACAACAAGCUGCCGCCGCUUCUACUACAUCCAUCCCCACGCACACGAAGCCAGCUGCCGCAACGAGAAUGCCUCCUCCCCCUCCUCCCGCCGCACCGCCCGCGCCGAACAAGGUCAUGGCUAAGGUGCUCUACGACUUUGCCGGCCAGAGAGAGAACGAGCUCACGAUUCGCACUGGCGAUAUGGUGGAGAUCGUCCAGAAGGAGAAUAACGGCUGGUGGCUCGCCAAGAACGCUCAAGGCCAGGCCUGGAUUCCUGCUGCCUACGUCGAGGAGCAGGCGCCUCCCCCCGUGGUCGCUCCUCGCCCCCCUCCGCCCCCUCCCAACGGCGCGCGCGGCAAGCCCACCCCUCCUCAGCCUCCCGUGAAGCGUCCUGCCGCUGGACGUAAGCCUGCUGUGGCUCCCGCCCGCGAUUCCGGUCUUAGCUUGAACGGAUCCAACGGCUCCGACAGCCGCAGCAACACCCCGACGCCCAGCCUGGGCAACAGCUUGGCGGACGCGCUGCUCGCCAGGAAGAACGCGAUGCAGAAGAAGGAUGAUGACGAUGACUGGUAG
This is a messenger RNA of Colletotrichum karsti, 5523 nucleotides long. RefSeq lists its product as uncharacterized. Gene Ontology annotation, cellular component: myosin complex; actin cytoskeleton; vesicle. Lineage: Eukaryota; Fungi; Ascomycota; Sordariomycetes; Glomerellales; Glomerellaceae. The record is from RefSeq and is a predicted model, not a curated record. Gene Ontology annotation, biological process: actin filament organization; vesicle transport along actin filament; endocytosis. The transcript is spliced from 4 exons. Bases 1 to 5523 code for a protein of 1840 amino acids. Gene Ontology annotation, molecular function: actin filament binding; microfilament motor activity; ATP binding.